AUGUGGGAAAAGGAUAUGAAUCAACCCCAUUUUCGCUCAUUUGCUUCGUUAUUAUCCACGGUAGUUAGUCGACGUUUGUCUCGUCUUUUCAUGACACAGUCAACUGGUAUUGGUUCGGUUACAAGUAAUGUAGAAAAGGAUUUAAAAGGAGCUGACGAGGAACAGCGAGAGUUGAUGGCGGAACAAGUUAUAUUGGUAUCACCGGAUGAUGAGGUUCAAGGUUUUGCAUCUAAAGCGGAAGCCCAUCAUGUGAGCAGUGGAUUGUUGUUACAUCGUGCUUUUAGCGUAUUCCUUUUUGAUUCUCACAAGAGACUUUUGUUACAACAACGUGCCAAUACAAAGAUAACCUUUCCUUUGUAUUGGACCAAUACUUGUUGUAGUCAUCCUCUAUAUAAUAUAAAGGAAGAAUUAUCGAGUGAUGCGGAUGGAGUGAAACAUGCAGCGAAGAGAAAGUUGUAUCAAGAACUGGGCAUAUCUCCUGAAACACUUGGCUUGGAAGACUUUCAAUAUCUGACGCGUAUCCACUAUCGUGCUAUGAGCGAUACUACUUGGGGUGAACAUGAAAUCGAUUACAUACUCUUUUUAGUGAAAGAUGUUGAAUUAAAUCCCUGUAAGAACGAGGUGGAAGCUAUACAUUAUGUAGAUAUGGAACAACUACAGUCUUGGUUAACUCAAGCCCAAUCGGGCUCGUCCCAUAUCCAAUUGACUCCUUGGUUUAUGUUUAUUGCAGAACAUUUUCUGUUUGAUUGGUGGAAACAAUUGGAAACUGAUCAAUUAUUCCGAGUAACAGAUAAGAAUCAUAUUUAUAGAGCAACCCGAUCAUUAUUGAAAGAUUGAAAUCAUAAAUCGUUCAUGUGCUUU
Messenger RNA from Galdieria sulphuraria, 861 nucleotides. Its product is annotated as isopentenyl-diphosphate delta-isomerase. Gene Ontology annotation, cellular component: cytoplasm. Bases 16 to 837 code for a protein of 273 amino acids. The transcript has a single exon. Gene Ontology annotation, biological process: isoprenoid biosynthetic process; isopentenyl diphosphate biosynthetic process. The record is from RefSeq and is a predicted model, not a curated record. Gene Ontology annotation, molecular function: isopentenyl-diphosphate delta-isomerase activity. NCBI's taxonomy places the organism in Eukaryota, Rhodophyta, Bangiophyceae, Galdieriales, Galdieriaceae.